GUCUGUCUGAUUUUUUUUUUGGUAAAGACCGCAACAUUCAUUUGCGUCUUUUUGGUUCUGCCUUUGUAACCCUGUAUGCGUUUGAAUGGGAGAAGUCCGUUUAGAGUCCGAGUGAAAAAUCUCCAAGUGAACGAGGCAGAUAAGUUUCGUGGCAGUGCGGGCUUGGACGCCCAAAUUUAGACCAGUUGGAAUUACAACUACUUCCUACUCCUGCCUGGAAAAUCGGUUAUCUGGCGUCAAUAGGACGGAGCCUGUUUCUAUAGGCCACGCAGCGGACUUGCACAAAGAACACAAAGUGUGUAUGGAGCAGUGUGAGAAUGCCGCGUCUCUCCUGGCGUCCGUGCGCGAGCAGGAGAUGCAGUUUGAGCGUCUGACUCGAGCUCUCGAGGAGGAGCGUAGGAGCGUGGGGCCAUCCGGCACCCUGCCCCGCCCCCUCCCCACGCUGCAGAACGGGCGUAUCCCUGGUGAUGCAGAGUUAGAACGUCUCAAAAUAAACGAGGGAUAUAUCAACGGGACACAGUACAGGAUGUUGGACCCAGGUCACCUUGUCGCAGAGACGGUAACAGUGGAGGAGGAACCCCAGGAGACGAUACCAGUCAUUUCUGUUCAAACUAGUGAAGAUGGCACCACACGCCGCACUGAAACCACAGUCAAGAAAGUCACUAAGACCACAACCACUCGCACAGUUAUCCCCUCAGUCUCUGACACGCUCUCUCUGGAUGGCACUGGUUCUGUCACCGGUAUGAGCGGUUAUAAUGCCCCUAUAGACCGUGUGUACAGGCAGCCAGGACACAUGGACUACCCAACAGCUACAGUCCCCCGAAAUUACCACUAUGGGCCACCAGUGGGGUAUGAUGACUACCGCAGCGGCCCACCCUCUGAAACCUAUGCCAGCCUCAACCGAGGAGCCCGCAUGGAUGAUCGCUACAGACCCGUGGAUGGCUACCGAACAUUGGACUCUGGCUACCGUGUCCACGGCAGGCCCCAGCAGGACCCAUACGCUGCCCAACCACAGGUAGGACGCAUGGGCAGUGCCAUGGAAAUCUCUGGCUUACAGCGAUUUGUUCCAGAGCCCUACGGACUGGAGGACGACCAGAGGAGUCUGGGAUAUGAUGAGCCGGAUUAUGGUAUGGGGCCCUCUAUGCACUACAGUACCAUGCCCCGGCUAGGACAUCAUGCUCCGCCUCCACGCAGGACUGGAUCCUACGAGGGUACUCUGGAUGUGGAUAUGAGUGGAGCAGGGGAUAUGUAUUAUUGGGGUGGCGGAGCUCCUCUGGCUCAGGGAGAAAGGGGUAGCAUGGCGUCGCUGGACAGCACACUGCGUAAAGGCCCUGCCCCAACAACAUGGAGGCAGCCCGAACUGCCUGAGGUCAUUGCUAUGCUGAACUAUCGUCUGGACCCAGUCAAGAGCAAUGCUGCUGCUUACCUUCAACAUCUCACGUUUAAAAAUGAUAAGGUCAAAUCAGAAGUAAGGCGCUUGAAGGGCAUUCCCGCUCUGGUGUCCAUGUUGGACAACCCAAAGAAGGAGGUGCAUCACUCCGCCUGCGGAGCUCUGAAGAACAUCUCAUAUGGACGAGACCCUGACAACAAAAUUGCCAUCAAGAACUGUGAUGGAAUCCCCGCUCUGGUGCGCCUGCUGAGGAAGACCAGAGAUCAGGAUCUGACUGAUACCAUCACAGGUACUCUGUGGAAUCUGUCAUCUCACGACUCGGUGAAGAUGGAGAUUGUGGACCAUGCGCUCCACGCACUGUCUGAUGAAGUGAUGGUGCCACACUCAGGCUGGGAGAGAGGGAACGAUGGAGGAGAGGAGAGCUGCAAGCCCCGCCACCUGGAAUGGGAGACGGCUCUGACCAACACUGCUGGCUGUCUGAGGAAUGUGAGCUCGGAGAGGAGUGAGGCCAGGAGGAAAUUAAGAGAAUGCACUGGCUUGGUUGACUCGCUCAUGUACAUCGUCCAAUCCCAGAUUAACUGUAAAGAUGUGGACAACAAGUUGGUGGAGAACAGUGUGUGUCUUUUGAGGAAUCUAUCCUAUCAGGUGCAUCGAGAAGUGCCAGGUUGUGAGCGUUAUCUGGAAACCGCACCUGUCAAUCAAGGCCCUGCCCCUGCCAGUCAUAAGGGUAGCUGCUUCAGCUCCCGCAAGGGCAAAGACGAGUGGUUUUCCAAAGGCAAGAAAGAUGAUGAUGGAAUCACAGACUUAAUUGACAUUCCAAAGAGGACCUCACCAGCCAAAGGUUAUGAACUGCUUUUCCAGCCAGAGGUGGUUCGAGUGUACACGUCACUGCUGAAGGAGAGCAAGAAUCCUUCUGUUCUAGAGGCUUCUGCAGGAGCUCUCCAAAAUCUGUGCGCAGGCCGCUGGACUUAUGGACGUUAUAUCAGGGCAGUGAUGAGACAGGAGAAAGGAUUGCCCAUGAUGACUGAGCUGUUGAGUCACGGGAAUGACCGUGUGGUCCGAGCCAUGUCUGGGGCCCUGAGGAACCUGGCUAUUGAUGCUCGCAAUCGGGACCUUCUUGGAAGGCACGCUAUACCUAACCUGGUGGCGAACCUGCCGGGUGGUGGACAGAGUCAGCCUGUGCGUAACCUGUCGGAAGAGACCGUGGUUUCGGUGCUCAGCACUCUGGCUGAGGUGGUCGGCUCCAGUGUAGACGCAGCCAAGAUCCUGCGCAGCUCACAGGGCAUCGAGAGGCUUGUGCUCAUCAACAAGGAUGGUAACCGUUCCGAUAGGGAGGUACGUGGCGCCGGCCUGGUGCUGCAGAUUGUGUGGGGAUUUAAGGAACUGCGGCGCACACUGGAGAAAGACGGCUGGAAGAAAUCAGACUUUGUGGUCAACAUGAACCCUCCCAGCAACACGCGCACUAACGGAGGCUACGAGGACAGCAGUACCCUGCCACUCAUUGACAGAGGAGGAAAGCAGGACAGAGACAGAAACAUGAUUCCACUGAAUGACUUGAGAUCAGACUCCUAUGCUACACUGGACCAGAGAGGACGGAGGAACACUUUGGAUGACACUCUAGAACCUGCAGAGAAUGAUAUUCAGGGAGGGAUGUAUGGGGAGAGGCGGGGCUCCAUGCCCUUGUUGGACUCUUACGACGGUUAGGCCACUCCCCCUCACCCCACUCAGUGCAUGAGCGAGCAUGAAAAACUGAUAGUGUGCAUUACUCGUGGUGAGCACCCUGUUCCUGCCUAUUGUCCCUGCUGAACCUCGUCACGAUGGGACCACAGCCACUAAUCAAUGACGCAAAGGAUCUCUUCCUCCAUCAUUAUCCCUUCUUUCUUACUCUCACCUUUUGCUUCUUGAUCUGUCUCCUAAGAUCCAAAUGACCAACUGCCACUACUAGGCAAAGACUAUGUAGUCAUUUUUAUUUUCUUCUGAUACUUUAAAUCCAUGCCACUUUUUUUUCUUUUCUUUUUUUAAACUAAAACACAAGAAACUGAAAAACACCAUAGAACUGGAGUGGGAUUUUUUUUUUAUUUUUUUUUUAUCUUUUUAAGUUUUCUCACAUUCUUUUAUUCUUUAACACUACAUACUGUGCAUUGUGCCCUAAAAUGAGUGAGAUCACUCAAGUUAUUUCUGCAUUAUGAUCUGGUUUAGGUCCUGCUACAUUGGCAAUUUUUCUUAUUUACUUUACAAUUUUAUUCAACAUGACUCUAUACAGUAAGUAUUCUUGCUACCACUAAGUUUGUCGUCAUUGUAUUGCCCCUUAAUGUCUUGAAACACUAAUGACCUUAUUAUAAAACACACAUUGUUUUUUUUCCUUUGGCAGUUAUGUAGCUGUAAGAUUGGUCUGCAUUUAUGUUUCCAUUUUUCUGUGCUGAUGAACAUUUUAUGCCAAAUUUACACCACUGUCUUGUGAGUUACAAUUAAAAACUUAAAUGUAGUAUAUAUGUAUAGUAUAUUAAAUCAUCUCAUAGACGAUUUUGGGAAAGGAAUAUAGGGGUCAUCUUGUAAUGAAACUGUUGCCUAACACAAUUUCCCACUCUGAGCAUAUACUGCUAUUUUUUGCAGCCCGUGUUUUUUUUUGUGUUUUUUUUUUUUGGUCGUAAUAGUGCAUUGACUCUCUGAGGAUGCUGCUGAUGUAGAGGUGUGAAGUAGAUAUUACUGAUGGGCAAAAGGUUGAGGGGUAAUGCUUAUGGGAAGAGAAACCUGUGUUCCAGUUAUUGGUUGUCUAAAUUCAGCAUCCGUAAAGACAAUUGAAAGGCAUUUUUAAAAUUUUAUCAGAUGUUUAAGUGGGUUAUUUGGGACAUGACCACUUGGUUCCCUUCAGAUCUCCCCUUUGGCAGGGUUAACAGCAGAGCUGGUUUUAUAUUCAGAGCUGGAGCACUCUGGAUUAAAUGUUGAGCCCCUCUGGAAAAACAGCAUGAAGAACAGCAGAACACCACCACCACUCUGUUGGCCUGUUCUUGCUUUCGGUUUCCCCUCUGAAUAUAGACAGAUAUGUAAAUAUAAGGGCGAAUAACGAAUCCACCGUUCUUAAUCGGAGUGCCUCACUCAUUGAGCAGCCCAUGGGGCUUGUGUGUGUGUGUGUGUGUGUGUGUGUGUGUGUGUGUGUGUGUGUGUGUGUGUGAGAGAGAGAGAGAGAGAAUGUCUGAGUGUAGCUUUAAGAAGAAUGUGUGAGGUUUAAGGAGUUUGGCCUCCAGUGCCUGUUUGUGUUGCGUUGGAAGUGAACGAAGGACCAUUGAGGGUUGGCUUUACAUGACGAGCAAAGUGCUCCUUCUGUAGACUGCGUAUUCAAUAUGCACAGUGUCUGAUGUAGAUAUUUGCUAAAUGGAUACUCUAGCGCUAGGAUAUGUGGGGUUUUUUUGUUUGUUUUUUUUUUUUUUAACUUUUUUUUAACCCCUUCCUUUCAUUGGGAUUAUCCCCAAACUGAUUUUUAAACCCAUCUUUCCCCCCUAUGUGAGACACUACAGUUCAGCAUGACUAAUUCAACAAAAGCAGAGCUUUUAUGCAGAAAGCAUCCAGCAGCAGGCCAUGAAGCGGUGGACAUUUUGAUUUUGAGGAAAGUGAAAGCCUUUCUAAAAUCUUGACACAAUUGCAUCUAUUACAAGCGAAAUUGAGGGAGAGCUCAGAUUUUGAUUCUAGCUUGAUAUUUAGAGAAAAAUUUAAAGCACAUUUAACUAUAUAUACCAGAGACUAUUUGCUAAUUUUAAUUAUUUGUUUCCUCUCAGUUUUGUGUCUUUCAUUUUUUAUAUUUUAUGAUUGGGAUCAUUUUUGUUUUUCUGGGGUUGUUGUGGGUGAAUGCAUAUGCAAUCAAUGUUAUUUUUAAUUAAAUGCAUUUACAGUUUAUACCUUAAUUAAAAACAAAAGGAAAAAAUUGUGUCGUGUAUUGUCGGUUGUGCUACACUUUAUAUGCAACAAAAUCAGAUCAUUCUCUUAAUUUCAUCUAUCUGCCUUGGCUCUGAAAUAUCGCACCUUUGUUUCAUGGAUUAAACAUGUAACGUAGCAAUACCGUUUUUAAUAAAAGAAUGAUUUUUUUUUUCAAA
This is a messenger RNA of Ictalurus punctatus (channel catfish), 5478 nucleotides long. RefSeq names its product catenin (cadherin-associated protein), delta 1 (gene ctnnd1). Gene Ontology annotation, cellular component: cytoplasm; plasma membrane; adherens junction. The transcript has 21 exons. Gene Ontology annotation, molecular function: cadherin binding. Gene Ontology annotation, biological process: cell-cell junction assembly; cell-cell adhesion. The record is from RefSeq and is a predicted model, not a curated record. NCBI's taxonomy places the organism in Eukaryota, Metazoa, Chordata, Actinopteri, Siluriformes, Ictaluridae. The coding region runs from base 302 to 3094 and encodes 930 amino acids.